CACACACACACACACACACACACUCCAUGUUUUCCUGUAAGGCUGAUAAGUUAUAAACAAUCCAUUUGUGGCAAAGGACAACUGCAAUUUUUUGCGCUUCACUGGAGAAAAAUGAAUUAUUGAGACAUUUUUAUUUGAAAUAUCAGUCUUCUAAAACCUCCUAAAAAGUAAAAACCUCCUCUUCUACGUUUUGAGAAAGUCACAGGGUAUUGUCCUGUGAUUAAGGCUAAUCACUUCCUGCGCUGGGCUUAUCCAACAGCCUGCCUUAACAAACUAACCCGGAAAGACAGUCGCCACAGCCAUCCUCCAGAGACUGGCUGUGGUCAUUUCCGGCUACAGACGAACAGGGGGUGGGUGAUUGAGGGGAUGUGGAACUGAUAGCCAUGUUAACAGACGUGUUUUGAUGAAAUUAAAGUUGAGUAACAAUUUAUUAGGGUUGCCUUUUAUAUUGUACUCGUAUAAGACACUCAACAUUGACAAAAAGUUAAUGUAAAAUAUCAUUAAAGUAAUGAAUUUUAAGUAAUGUCAGACAUUUGUGGUUCAGUAUUUUGGGAUACAGGGCCCUCACGACAAGGGGGAAGAAACCCAUUGUUUUCAUUGUAUUUUAGAAAUGGUUCAAAGCUUCUUGUUGACGGGAAUGUUUUCAACGCAUAAUUUUUACUGUCAUAUUGUCACACAACCACACACACACGCACACACGUACACACACACAGAUGCACUCCUCUUUUGGUCUCCUAUCGCUUAUUGUCUCUCCUCCCUCAGACUCUCUGUUGUCUCUCUCUCUCUCUCAGCCCUCAGUCUCCCACUUUCUCUCUCUCCUCCCUCAGUCUCCCACUCUCUCUCGCUAGCCUCUUCUCACCCUCCGGAUUAUUCACACUCUGAGCAUCUCACUCACAUACUUCCUGAAGGACCGCGGAUGACCACUCUGUCCCAUUAGAAAUUCAAACCCUCCAAGACUCUUCAAGAUGCCGUGCUUCGGUGGAGGUAUACUGCUGUUGGAGUAGGGGCGUCCGUGGCCAGCCACAACUGAGGCCUGUGUGACCCCCGGAACCCUAGCGCCGGCCCAUGCUUUAGCCCAGACCAUGACCAGGGCGCCAUGAUGGCCUCCAUGGUUGCCAACGGAAACAGAGAUGGGCAGCCUCUGGUCCUCAAAGGCGUGGACCCAGAGACCUGCAUGAUCGUGUUCAAAAACCACUGGACUCAGGUGGUGAAGAUCCUGGAGAAGCAUGACCCUCUCCGUAGCGGCGGCGGCCUACCCUUGCUGGCGAGCAUCAGCCUGAGCGUGGGCGGCGGCGGCGGCGGCGGCGGCGGCGGCAUCCGCUUCGGCCCGGUGCCCAGCGUGGACGAGGCGAGCGCGGUGCAGAACUACGUGGAGCACAUGCUCUUCCUGCUGAUGGAGGAGGACAGCGGGCGCGAGGGCGCCAUGGGCCCCAUCCUGGAGUUCGUGGUGAUGGAGAACGUGAUGGAGCGGCUGUUCGUGUGGAGCCUGCGGCGGGAGUUCUCGGACGACAUGAAGCUGGAGCAGCUGAAGAUGUACGAGGCGCUGGUGGGGCAGGCGCGCCAGCCCGUGCUCCACCACAAGCCGGUGCUGCGGCCGCUCAUGAUGCUGCUGUCGGCGUGCGCGGACGCGGAGGCGCCGGGCGUGGAGGGCCAGCUGGUGCUGCUGCUGCACCAGCUGUGCUGCGUGCUGGCCAAGGACCCCUCGGUGCUGGAGCUCUUCUUCCACACCAGCGAGGACCAGGGCGCCGCCAACUUCCUCAUCUUCUCCCUGCUCAUCCCCUUCCUGCACCGGGAGGGCGGCGUGGGGCAGCAGGCCCGCGACGCCCUGCUGCUCAUCAUGGCCCUGUCGGCGGAGAACCAGCGCGUGGCCGAGCACAUCGCCCAGAACACCUACUUCUGUCCGGUGCUGGCCACGGGGCUGAGCGGCCUCUACUCCUCCCUGCCCACCAAGCUGGAGGUGCCCAACGAGGAGUGGCACUGUCUCCAUGGAGACGACUGGGCGCGCAUGCCCCCCCUCGUGCAGUUCCUCAACUCACUUGAGUUCUGCAACGCUGUCGUACAGGUGGCCCAUGCUGACAUCAGAGACCAGCUGCUGGGAUACAUCUACAAUGGCUUCCUGGUGCCAGUCCUGGCACCCGCUCUUCAUAAGCUGACCCUGGAGGAGGUGAUGACCACCACCGCCUACCUGGAGCUCUUCAUCAGGUCCGUGUCGGAGCCGGCUCUGCUGCAGACCCUGCUGACCUUCAUCCUGCUGCAUCGUCACGACAACGUGCACAUCCUGGACACGCUGGUCAGCCGCAUCAACACCCCCUACCAGCUGGGAACGGUAUCUCUGGCUCUGUUCCGCACACUCAUCGGCUUGUACUGUGAAGAUGUGAUGCUGCAGCUCAUCCUGAGGUACCUGAUCCCCUGUAACCACAUGAUGUUGAGUCAGAGGUGUGUGGUGCGGGAGAGGGACUGCUACUCCGUGUCGGCGGCCAAGAUGCUGGCGCUGACGCCGUCGUGCUGCACCCCGGAGCACGCCCCCCCGCCGCUCCGACAGCUGGACUCCAUCGUGUGGACCCGGGGCCACGCCGCGGGCCCCGGGAACCAUGGCGGCGCCACAGAGCGGGCGCGGGGCUCCCAGUCGGACGACGGCUCCUCGGACGUGUGCGUGAUCGGCUCGGAGGUGCACCUGGACGUCAGCUACCUGCACUACCUGUACGACGCGCGCCUGGGCAUCUCCGAGUGCAUGCGCGCCUGCCAGGUGUGGUCGGCGCCCUACGACGGCCGGGACCCCCCCGUCGAGGACUACCCGCCCCCCGGGGAGGCGCGCCUGGGCCCGGCGGCCCCGCCCCUGCACCCCCCUCCCCCGCCGCCGCCGUCCACGUCGGCGUCGGCGUCGUCGUCGCCCGCCCAGCAUCGCCACCCCACACUGGCCCCGCCCCCGGAGCCGCCGUCGACCAAUCAGCAGGAGCUGGAGUGGGACGACAGCUAUGACGCCUGCCCCGCGCAGGGCGCCGGAGGGGCGGAGCCGGAGGGGGGCCAGGCCCUCCCCCGGCCCCCCGCCGCCGAGCCCCCCCAACACAUCCAGGAGAUGAGGCGGACGGCCAUCAUGCUGGUGCAGGGGUCCUACGUCGAGGAGUCGGACUUCCAGGACGACGUGAUGGUCUACGACCUGGUGGCCAAGAGGACCACCGCUGACGCCGCCGGGGGGGGGGGCGACCCCGCCGCCCUCAGGUCCCCCCCGGGCGGCUCGGCUCUGCCGUCGGACGCCACGGAGUCGGCGGGGGACGGGCCGAGCCGAGCAGAUUCGUCCGCACCCGCCUCGGCGCCCCCCUCCCCCGGGGAGAGAGACUGCGCCGCUACCCCGGAGAGCCCCCGGGUGGACGACCUGCUCACCCAGUACCAGGAGCUCAUCGGCACCCUGAGCGCCGAGGUGGGCGGGGGGUCCGGGGGCGGAGAGCCCGCCGCGUGUCCCGCCCCCACCCUGGAGGAGGGGGAGGAGGAGGAGAUGGAGGGCAUGGAGGUGGACUACAGCUCCUUCUCCGCAGACACCCCGGAGCCGGAGAAGUCGCCGCUGGGCGCCAAGCACCCCCGGCCCGGAGGUCGAGGCCACGCUGUGCCUUUUACAGGCCCGUUUGUCAGCGUGCUGCUGUCCCGUCUGGAGAACAUGCUGGAGAACUCGGUGCACGUGAACCUGCUGCUGACGGGCAUCCUGGCCCAGCUGGCCGCCUACCCCCAGCCCCUGCUGCGCUCCUUCCUGCUCAACACCAACAUGGUGUUUCAGCCCAGCGUGCGCUCCCUCUACCAGGUCCUCGCCUCCGUCAAGAACCAGAUAGAGGAUCUGACGGAGAGCCAGAAGGACUUCCCAGGGAUGAUCACAGCUGCACAACACUGGCUUCUGGCCAGGGAGAGCUCCCUCGGAGCAGCAGACUCAGCCAAGGGAGGAGCCGGUGCCAUCGUCUCGGAGGGGUCAAAGGUCAACGCCUCUCCGCAGCCCAAGGGUGUGGUCUCGCUGGCCAACACGGAGGUGUUCGCCACCGUGCUCUUCACAGAGUUCCUGAAAGAGCUGGCGGCCAUCGCCCAGGAGCACUCCAUCCUCUCUUACAUCCCUAUGGAAGAGUGACCCCAAGGCCUCCACCCACUAUUUUUAUUCAAAAAUACAUUUUUAAAGACUUCCUUCUCUGCUUCAAGCACUAUACCAUGAAGAAUGAAGAUUUCUGAACAUUUUUAAAAGAUUUUCUUGAAAUCAGAUAGUGAUAAAUUAUGUGUUUUUAUUCCAAGAAUGUGUUGGGGUUUGGUGGAGUAUCUGCACUAGCCUACAGUAAAGAUAGGAAAAAUAUACUUUUCAAAUAAUGGGGUUGCCUAUACUCUGUCUGCACUCUGAUGCACCCCUCUCCACCUUAUAUGUAAAUAUUUAUUUUAGCAAAUAUUUGUAACUGCGGAAUAGCUUAUAAUAGCCAGAUUCAGGUCAACCCACCAAAGAUUGAAUCGUAACUAUUCUCUUCAGUCAGAUGGAUCCAAGAUGGCCACUCGGUGAAUAAGGCCCAAUAUACACCAUUACCAUAUGGCUUAUUUUUAAGAAGCCUGGUGAAGUACACACAAAUGUAAGGGCAGAGAAGCCUCAACUAUAAUGAAAUGAUGUCAAUGACCGUAAUCUCUCUGCUAUUCCAUAGCUCGGCCUGCCUUAGACGAUUUCUGCCUUUUUGUUGCCAUAGGAUGACAUUAGCUAGCCCUGUGUGAAGGCUAGCUCUCCACUGUUGCUCAGACAGAUGAGAAGAUGGGUUAGGAUUUGAAUACAGCAAUUGUUACAUUUGCAUUUGCAUUUGUUUUGCUAUUUUAUUUUUUUAGCGACAUUAUCAUUCGUCAAAGUAAUAUUCUAAACAAACUUAUUUUCAGUUCAAGCUGCACCUCAGGAACCAAUGAGUACUUAUUUGUCAGAAUUCAAAAUAACACAUCGGCAAGAAAUUCACAGGUGUACUAUGUGCAAAAGAUGACAGUUGACUUGUUUGGCACAAAUAGAAUAUUACUUGUUCUACUUUUCCUUAUUUAGUAAAGCAUCAUUAUAUUCUUGUAUGACAAAUGUUUCCAAGAGAUAUAUCACUAUGCAAAUGAAAGAUAUUUUGGGCUAUGACUAGUAUUUUGCUUUGGGAAUGGGUAUUUAAGCUUUUUUAGAUUGUUAAUUAAUUGGUUCUCUAUCGAUUAUCGUAUCGAGUUGUGUGGCGCUGUUCUUUACUAUGGGAAUGCGUUGAGCCUGGUAUGGAGUCUGUGUCGUUAUGAUAAUGUCACAUUGAGGCGGGUGUUUGUUGAUUUACUGUGUCACGUUGGAAACACUCAAGACCCCAGACAGGGGGUUGUCCAUCUUACAUUAUCUCCAUGUUCUGACUGAACACCUCGCAUCAGAACGGAGUCAUUAAGGUUCAUACUGUUACAAAGCUCCCCUUUGUGGCGUCCCUUUGUAGAGCAGUGUUUACUUAGUGCCUGACUUUGGAUUUUGGUUCAUUUCUUGCCUUGACUUGCCUCGUGGAUUAACAAAGGAAUAAAACCAUAUUAUAGUUACCUCAAAUGUUAUACAUCUGUAUACUGGAAUUAUUCUCAUUGAGCAAAGAAAAAAAAAAAGGAUGUAUAUAUUGUCUUGUUCAGUGACAACUGUUGCUUGUUUUAUCGGUGGGUAGUUUUCCCCUUUUAUUCACGUCUUUUCAUCGUUUUAUAUUCAAAAACAUGGAUUAUGAACUUUUGAGGGUUUUAACAAACCAAUUGUAUUGAUAGAAAUAAGCAAGAGUGGUAUUUGCCUAAGCAUAAAAAACUAUGAUUAAAAUAUUGAACUUCUUUUAGUAGUUUGGUAGAAUUUAGUGAGAAGACUUAAAAAACCAGCAAUCCUAUUGAAUUGAAUGAACAGAAAACAUGUCUGUAUUUGAAGAUUGUUUAUAAAAUAUAUAUGUACGGAUUCUACUAUGCGGUAGAAUCACAUGGAAUGUACUGAGGACAAUCAAAGUCGUUUCACAAUCUCUUUUUGGGGAUAAUGCCAUUUUCUCUUUCAAACCUAGAGUACUGUGGCACUUUGAUAACGUUUUUAUUCAACAGCACUCUGCAGUGGACUUGACGGCCCUAACAGUUUUUCUAUUUUGCAUAAAGGCUAGGUUAUUCUUCCAAUUAUUGCGUUUCAGGAAAAACUGGUAUUUAAAUGGAAAAAGACUUUUUCUGUAUGUUUUUAUCCAAAAGAAACUUGUUCAAUUUGCAGUGCAGUCUUCAAAGAUUUGGGCCUAAUUAAAGCGUUGCAUUUUUCUAUUCGGCUGCAUUCAGAUUUUAGAGACACAAAGGCAUGUCCUGUUUAAUAAAAACCUCUUGUCAAAUCACA
Gadus morhua (Atlantic cod) is the source of this 6340-nucleotide messenger RNA. RefSeq names its product FHF complex subunit HOOK interacting protein 1Aa (gene fhip1aa). Lineage: Eukaryota; Metazoa; Chordata; Actinopteri; Gadiformes; Gadidae. The record is from RefSeq and is a predicted model, not a curated record. Bases 1097 to 4108 code for a protein of 1003 amino acids. The transcript has 13 exons.